Molecule: messenger RNA, 1014 nt
Organism: Pseudomassariella vexata
Lineage: Eukaryota; Fungi; Ascomycota; Sordariomycetes; Amphisphaeriales; Pseudomassariaceae
Exons: 3
Coding region: 1-1014 (337 amino acids)
Molecular function (GO): nucleic acid binding
Source: RefSeq, a predicted model, not a curated record
AUGGCCAUUUACAGCGCAGUCCCUCCGCCUCCGCAGUUCGGCGGCACAUCAUCCAACUCGUCGCAGCAGGCAGCGACAAGCAAUGCAUCCCCAGGCCCAAUGGACAUUGAGUCGUGGACCGUUGCGGCUCUGCAAUCCCUCAGCGUUUCUCCCGGUGUUGUUCAAGGCACCGGGACCUCGCUGUCGAUCCCUCUGGACGACCAUCUCACCACCAAGCCCUCUGUCGUCGUUAAAGAUCCUCGUGCCGAUUCCGGUGCCAUUACGCCCCCGCACCGUCCUCUUUCUCGCCGUGACAGCCAGAAACGACGCGAUGCACUACUGAAAGGCAAGGAGGGCACUCGGGCCCGUCGGCGCUGGGAUAAUGCCCGCCUCGCCGACGUUCCCAACGUCCAGCCUCCUCAGCCUGCCGAUUGGGAGCCGCGCCCGACCCAUCCUGUCCAAUACGUUCCCUACCAGAUAGCAGCUGCCUGGGAGCUCCGCCUUCAUGCCGAUGUCGAGGCCAAGAAGGCGGUGGCGGCCCGCCGUAAGCAACAACAGACGCAAACCCUGGGCGACGAAAAUGUGAAUGGGCGAGUGCCCCGGGAGCUGUUCCAGCGUGCCAAAAAGACUCCCGCGGUCCGCACCUGGGUCAGAUCGCUCGAGGAGCCCGUUCGCCGAUUUUUGGUCGAGCGCGAGGUGGCCAAGGACAUGGAGUUUGAGAGCGACGAUACCGAAGACGACGAGAUAGUCUUUGUUGGGCGCAAUGGGUCUAUGCACGACGGCUGGAAGAAGGCCAAGAGAGAAGGCCACAAUGACGAGUCGGGCAUGGUCUUUGAUACCUUGGGUGAUGAUGAGUGCAGUGCUUUCAAGCGAUGGCUCACACACUCCAUCUCCGACUACUACGGCCUGGAUUCUCGCUCAGCGUUAGUGGGCGACCCUUCGCGCAAAGUUGUCUACGUCGGUGUAAAGCAGAUGAGAACCGGGCAUGCACCAGCCCCGGCAGCACUUCCACGGCCCUUGUGGGAGCUUUGUUAA